AUGAAGAUAAUAAACAAGCUAGGAAGUAUCAACAUGAUUACUCUCUUUCACUUAUGUUUCUUUGGAUUUCUUUUUGUAAUUUUAAAUUUUACUAUAGAUAAUUCCAAUUUUUAUAAGGGAGGAGAUAUUUUGUUUAAUAGAAAUUUGUCAGAGGGAAAAGUAGAAGAUUAUAAAAAAUCUUCUGGCUCUUCAUCCUACAUAUCAUCACGAUCAAGAUCAAGAUCAUUACGAUCAACAUCCACAUCAUCAUCUUCUCCAUCUACUUCCUCAUCUACUUCCUCAUCUGCUUCCUCAUCUACUUCUUCAUCUACUUCCUCAUCUAAUUCCUCAUCAUUGUUGGAAGAUUCUGAUGAAGGUAGUAAUGUGGAUAGUACUGAGGAAAAAAAAGAAAUAGAUUCAAUUGAUCAUGAUAAUAAUAAAAAAGGAAACGCAAGUGAUAAUAUAUAUAAUAUGCUUUGUUAUAGUAAUCUUGGGGGGUAUGGUUGUGAACUUAAGGAUGUUGCUAAUUAUAUAUUGAAUAAUAUGGAUAUGUAUGAUGAACAGGAAGCUAAAAAGCAUGCACAAGAUAGAUCAGAAAAGUUUUCUAAAGAAUUGUCAACAUUAUUUAGAAAACUAAAAUCUAAAGAUCCUAAUAUGUUUAAUAAGAAUAAGAUCGUUUUUAAUGAUUUAUCAAAAAAACGUAUAUGGGAUAAAUAUGAAUUACAUCUACCUGGUUUAGCACAUGGAAAAUAUAGUAAUGAAAGAGAUGUUGAAUUAAAUCAUAAAUUAAUGGAUUUAGAAGAUGGAUUUACAGAUACUCAAUAUAUACGUAAAUUAUAUUCUUUAAUUAAUGAAAAUGAAAAAGAUAAAUUUGAAGAUGUAAAAAAAAAAAUAUUUUAUUAUUGUGGAAAAGAAAAUAAAUCACUUCAUCGUACACGUAAAGAAUCAGAUCAAGCAUGGAAAUAUUGUGAAAAAUUAAUAAAAUUAUAUUAUAAUAAUUUUGAUAAACAUUUUGAAAAAGUAUUUCUAAUAUGGUUAGCAUUAAGUGAAGGAUUUAAUGUAUUCGAAUAUAAAAUGCUUAUUACAGCUAAUAGAUUAUUGUGGAGAAAAUUAUCAGAUAAAAUUCAAGACGAAUGUAAAGUCAUGAUUCAAGAUUGA
Plasmodium adleri (nom. inval.) is the source of this 1137-nucleotide messenger RNA. RefSeq names its product Plasmodium exported protein (PHISTb), unknown function. The transcript is spliced from 2 exons. NCBI's taxonomy places the organism in Eukaryota, Apicomplexa, Aconoidasida, Haemosporida, Plasmodiidae. Bases 1 to 1137 code for a protein of 378 amino acids. The record is from RefSeq and is a predicted model, not a curated record.